AUGGGCAUUCUAAGAGGCACGAUCGGCUCAGCCAUGGAAGCUGCAGCAGAGAGUAGUCAGAAAAAGAAGUCCCCUCAUAAUUCAAGACAAAUGCCUCCAGCACGACGAAAUCUGUCGCCUAAUGAUGCAUGUUCAUCGUCGUCUCAAGCAGGGCAGCCACGCACAAGGCAAAUUUAUACCCAGAAGUCGAAGAAUCAAUCGUUUGAGGCAGAGACAUUCCCUGCUCGAGAUGGCUGCAUUAGCCCACAACAGCCUGGAUCUCGUUAUAGCGACGAACCGCCCUCAUAUUCACUGCACGCCAACUAUGCACCCUCGAGCAGUCGACCUGGAAGCAGCCAGAUGCCCUCACGGCUCAAUAUGUACCAACAGCCUUCAUACAGCUACUCGUCCCCUGAAAACAUGGCUCGGAACACACGGUUCCCCUUUGACCAACCUUCCUUCCAAAACAGCGACUUUCGACCGCUUCUUCUCCCUCAGAUUGCUUUUGGAGAAGGAGAGCCCUUCUUACGAGGUUACAGUUCUGAGAUGGACAGAUAUGGGAUCUCACGGGAUCAAUUCCUUCGAGUGGUGGAUGAGAUUAACGUAGCGCGUACGCCCAACCCUGAAGUAAAAUUAUUCCAAAUGGGUGCUGGCAUUGCUGGUUGGUUCGUACCUGGCGUUGCUAGUAUUGGGCUUCUUGCAGGUCAAGCCGGUGUUGGUGUUGCUACAGCGUUCGGCCAUGCAUCGAUAGUUUCCAAGGCAUUAUCGAAGGCCAACAUGGAGCUAUUUUCGCCUAAUGGACUCGAAAUAUGUAUUAUCACGACCGAAGACCUUAACACGGAACUGGGCAUCUCCUCCUAUGGAAUGCGAGACGUGCCAUAUAACGCGUCACCAGUGGAUAGACUGGGCAUUUAUGGACCUCGAAUUGCCUUUGUGAAUGAGAUCCUACCAGAUCGAUCGGACAUAGGACGACAAGACCCUCUGGCCAAGGCUGGCCGAGCACUCAAUAAAAGGUCAAACAAGAGGAAGGCUCAAGACGCACAGGAGAGGUUAGACAAAGGCGAAAGGAAGGAAAAAGGAAAAAGACGACUCUUUAAGUCGUAUGUUGAUAUUGAAUGGCUUGUGGUGAAGCUGGCACCUCCUAUGAGCGCUGGGCAAGUGUAUUGA
Molecule: messenger RNA, 1146 nt
Organism: Fusarium verticillioides 7600
Lineage: Eukaryota; Fungi; Ascomycota; Sordariomycetes; Hypocreales; Nectriaceae
Exons: 4
Coding region: 1-1146 (381 amino acids)
Source: RefSeq, a predicted model, not a curated record